AUGUGUAAAACGCAUGACCCAAGGCGACAGCGAAAUCAGCUUCAGAAAAACAGUCACGGUUGGGUGCACUGGUUUCCUUUUCUCUCGCACAAAUGUAUGCUGUAUUACUAACAGCUAACUAGCGUUAACUUAUUUUUUUAAAAAAACGAAUGAGAAUUCUUUCUCGGUAUGUUACACACGAUCUCCUGAGGUCAUGCAAUCUGUAGUACAGUAUUGACGGAAAAUAAGGGAUGUGACGUAUUAUGUCGGAGGCAAGGGAGUGUAACUAGUACAACAGCUGUUUUUCACUUCCCUUCGCAAAGCUGACUUGCUUUGAGACUGUACACAACCAACAUUGAAGCUCUUUUGUGAGAGAGAUAAUGAAGGUUCAGACCAUCCGUGGAGGCCUAGAGCUGUUCCUGCUGGCUGUUAGUCUGGCCUGUCAAUGCCGGUGUGCUCCAGACCCCAGGGAGAGAGCCAAGCUAUUCCAGCAGGAGGAUUUCCUGAGGACAGGGGGAAAUGUUGUGCUGAUGGAGGCAGAACUAAAUGUCAACAAAUACCUCCAGAAACUGAAGGAGCAGGAGGUGGCAGAUUGCAGGAUCUCAGGAAAGUUCCCCCCAGCUAUGCACUUCUUCAAGGCUAGAAGUCUCAUUGAGGAAAGCCGUGUCUUCAAGUUUUUACAAAAAAUGCCCAAAGGUGCUGCCCUGCAUGUUCACGACUUCUCUAUCGUGAAUGUUGACUGGCUGGUCAGGAAUGUCAGCUAUUGGCCCCAUUGUUACAUCUGCUUCACCACCAACCAAUCAGUGCGAUUUCACUUCUUCGAUAAAGCCCCUUACACCAGGCUGUCGGGGUGCUCCCACUGGGUGUUACUGGAUACACUGAGGAAGAAGAUGGGCAAUUCCACAGACUUCGAUAACAGCUUAAUCCGAAACCUGACGAUGUUCACAGAAGACCCAGAGGUAGCCUACCCUACCCAGGAUUUAGUAUGGAGGAAGUUUGAGGAAGUGUUUACAGCUUCCAUAGGACUCAUCUCUUAUGCACCUAUCUUUAAAGCAUACUUCUAUCAAGGCCUGCUCCAGUUCUACCAGGACAACAUCAUGUAUGUAGAGCUCCGGGCUCUGCUGUCACCAACCUAUGAGCUGGAUGGAACAAGGCAUGACAUGGACUGGUCGAUGACGGCUUAUCAGCAAGUCGGCAGACAGUUUGUGGCAGAUCAUCCAGACUUCCUGGGAGCCCGAGUAAUAUUCACAGUGCACAGGGGUAUGAAUGUUUCGCAAGUCAAAAAGGCCGUUGAAGAUGCAAUGAGGCUGAAAACAAAGUUCCCUGAAGUAAUGGCUGGCUUUGAUUUGGUGGGCUAUGAAGAUGGUGGUAACCCACUGUGGUACUUCAGAGAACCACUGUCUCUGCCAGCUCAGAGGGGAUUCCAACUCCAAUACUUCUUCCAUGCAGGAGAGACAGACUGGGAUGGCAUAAAUGUGGACCAGAACGUGGUUGAUGCUCUCUUGUUUAACACCAGUCGUAUUGGGCAUGGUUACGCACUGGUACACCACCCAGUUGCCAAGCAACUCUCCAGGAAGAGGGCAGUCCCAGUAGAGGUCUGCCCUAUCUCAAACCAGGUGCUGAAGCUGCUGUCAGACCUGAGGAAUCAUCCAGCCGCUGUCCUGAUGGCAGAAAGGCACCCUAUGGUGAUCAGCUCAGAUGACCCUGCUGCCUUUGGCUCCAGUGGGCUGUCCUAUGACUUCUAUGAGGCAUUCAUGGGUAUCGGAGGAAUGCGGUCUAAUCUGGGGACUCUAAAGGAGCUGGCCAUGAAUUCCAUCAAGUACAGCUCCCUGCCGCCUGAACUGAAGGAGAAAGCAAAAGCACUGUGGCAGAUGAAGUGGGAGGCUUUCAUUUCUGAGACAUCAAAUCUUCACUUGAGAGACCUAUAAGAGCUCAAACCCCCGGUUUGUUAGGUUUUAAUAAUAAUAUCAGUAAUAGAUUCCUUGAACUUGUCUACCAUUUUUGAACUCUGAAGGAUCCCAACACACUUCACAUAUAGGAGGGGACCCACUCUGUCAUCCACUGAAAGACAGUACCCACCUGGGUAGCCAUUAUGUGCCAGAGGCAUUAUGGCCAUUAUGGGCCAGGUUCUGCAAGAGUCAGAUUUUAGAAUUUAUGCCAUUACUCUUACAACCAGUGUGACAGAAUCUUUCAUGGCCCCAUUUUAAACUUAGGGGGGGACCCUCCUACAUUACUGUGGCAUAAUACUGGGCCCUUGGUUUGGAAAUUCAAGUCCAGAGGUUAGAGUGCCACCUAAUGGUUCAACAACUCAACAGCAACCAUAAACUUCUCCAAUCCCUGUACUGACCAGGCCCAAAUUUGUUUAGCUUCUGAGAUCUGACAAGAUAAGGCUACAUGGUAGGACUGUUGCUUGGAAAGCCCUGGGUUAAAGUGAUGCAAGGUAUUGCAAUAAUGACAGAACUGGUAGCCUUUUAAUAUGUCCUACUGACAUGUCACAAUUACCUGCUGAAAUCAAUAACAAAAAAAAAAGUACUAAUGUUUGUGUGUAUUGUAUUGUUUGUGUUUUGAAUUGUUUGUUUUAGGAUUGUGAUAAACUUUGUUUUUUAAAGGUUUAUUCACUACUAAGUAGUGCAAUGUUGUAGGUAAUAAGACUGUUUUACAUGUAAAUAAGUAAAAUUGUAAAUAUAUUUGAUACAUUGUGUUUUACAUUUUGGACAGUUUUCCUUUGUGCAGGAAAGGUACAUAAACACUGCAGUGGUAAAACUACCAAACACCAAUCUUUUUGGCAUAUCUUCAAAUAUUACUCAGCUACCAUCUAGUCUUAUUUUUCAGGUUAGGAAAUUAUAGGAUAGCGUGAAAAACUGUCUGGACUAUAAAGAAGGGAAUGAAGAUGUCUGGGUCAAUACAGCUGGUAACUCUAGCUACGUAAACCUGUGGCAUUUGAGGUUGUGGUGGGAAAUUGCAGAACUACCAGAAAUUGACAGAUGUGUGUAAAGUAUCUGUCCUUGUUAAAAUAGUCAUUAAUACAAAUGGUUUGUUUUUAUAUUUUCUUACUAUUUUGAUCCUAACAGUAACAAUUAAGAAUUUGCUCCCCUCCUACACUAAAUACUAGUAUUAAAACUAGAUGCAUUAUCACUAAAGCAUUAAUGCAUCUAGUGUUCCUUAAAAUCAGCUAGAAUCGAUGCCAAAAACAGCAGGAAUAUCACAUUGUCCUGCUAAGGUCAAAUAUGAAAAUACAGAGGCAUGUAUCUACAGUACAGCAGACAUUUAUAUACAACUCUUACAGGGUGUUGCAAAAAUACUUUGCAAUUUUCUAACAUUAAAACAUUGUGUUCAGGGAGGACUUUUCUGUGGACCAUUUAUCAAAACCUAUUGGUUUGAUCUGUUGGAAAUGCUGUAUGUGCAAGAAUUUUUCUAUGAUGGUAUCAGAUUACACCAAAACUAACAUGUUUAAUAUUUUCUGUGGAUUAAAAGAUCCCCAUAAACACAGACUGUAAUUAUUACUGAAGAUUUAUUGCUGUAGCUCAUUACAGUAAAAAUUAAAAAGAUAAAAAGGUAA
Messenger RNA from Lepisosteus oculatus (spotted gar), 3538 nucleotides. RefSeq names its product adenosine deaminase 2 (gene ada2). Gene Ontology annotation, molecular function: adenosine deaminase activity. NCBI's taxonomy places the organism in Eukaryota, Metazoa, Chordata, Actinopteri, Semionotiformes, Lepisosteidae. Gene Ontology annotation, biological process: adenosine catabolic process; inosine biosynthetic process. The record is from RefSeq and is a predicted model, not a curated record.